CAAACAGACCGGGGCUCGAGUGCCGAUCAUAUAACACCGCUGGUUCGGGAGAAGAUGUAACGGGAAUUUGGGAACUCGGACCUUUUCUAUCACACAAUGCAGCCAGCACGAUCCCAACAGAGAGCCCCGGGGAGCUUCUCUCCUCUUCCUGGUACCGUUUCUUCGGCUUCUACCGCAGCAGCUGCCGCCGCUUCCUCCUCGACAUCCUCCUUGAGACCUCAAAUCCGUAGGAUAGAUACGUCGUCGAAUGACGAUCCUGUUUCCGUUCCCAAGACGAGAGGCCCUCAGAGCCCCGUUGUCAGUCCUUCUUAUGGUACCAGUCCGCAUAACUUCUCCCGUCCCACUCGACCCAGCAUCGAGCUUCCGCAAUCUAGAACCGCUUCGCCCUUGACCUUACCUCCCGCUCGCCCCGGCCACGUAAGGAAGCACUCGCAAACCCAAGGUCAUUUCGAACCCACCUUACCUUCUACGAGCAUAUCCAAUCUUUCCCAAGUCGCCAUGUCUCAGACUCAGACACCAGCUCCGAGCCAGCCUACUGGCGCGACCCUUUCAGCUAGUCAAAUAGCCGCCCAGGCUGCCGUAAUGCAACAUCAACAACACAGCCGCCACCGGUCGCAAACUGUCCCUUUCCCCGGCAGCGAUGCUCACGAUUCCCUAAAAAGAACGGGUCCGAAGCCAGUGACUGGUCACCGCAGCCCGCCCAUGCUAAGUCUAACCGAGGCAAGCGGCCCUCGGGAUAACGGCUUCAGCACUCAAGGAUACCAUAACGGCCUUCUGGGGAGCCAUGCCGCUGCCGCUGCCGCUGCAAAUGUCGUAUUUCCAAGGUCACCUCAAACCUCGCCCGGCCUACCACCGCCGGAGCAAUCCUUGGCCACACCCACGGCCCCGGUUUCUUCGGAUAAACCUGCCAAAGCUGAGAAGUCCAAAGUCAAGCUGUUCUCCAGACCUAAAAAGAUUGACACCAAGGGGGAGGCGAAAGAGCGGCCAAUGCCGAGUCCCGGAAAGAUUGGCUCUGCUCUGGCUUCGCUACAACGUGCCAAUUUUAGUACAACCAGUUUGGUGGAUUCGCAAUCGUUCUAUAACCUGGGUAACUCGUCUGCCGCCACCAUCCGACCAGCUGAUCCAUCCGUAGAGAAGGAAGGCAAAGAGAAAGAUAAGGAGAGAAAACAUCACUUCCUAUCGCGGCAGAAGCAUAAGCUGAGCAGUAAAGACGACUAUCAUCUCCCACUCUCUUCUGCUGCUAGCAACUCCCGACCCGUCGAUCCUAGCGCGCCCUCAAGCCUGUAUAAUUUUAACCUACCUCCUAGUCCGGGUCCAAACAACAACAUUGGUAAAAGCGUUAGCGGGUUAGAUUUGCGACACGGAGGGCGUGCUCUUCGCGAGAAGCGAAGAGACGAUAACGAAUCAUCCUAUGGUGUAGGUCCGGAAUGGCCUGGGCCCAGUAGUUUCGGAUCCGCUGCAGCAACAGCUACCUCUUACCUUUCCGAACCUAUUGAUUCCCUUAAAUACGGACUUCACAACAUGUCUCUGGAUGACGCCUGGCCGUACCUAAGGGCUAAAUUACUAGUCAUUUUCGAAGGCGAAGAUUUACGAUUGCCCGUGGAAGAUUUCAACCGGGUCGUAACCAUGCACAUACAAUACUGCAUACAGCGUCGUUCAGCUCACAUAAUUAUUGACGACCUACGGGAUCUCCUUUCGACGGGGUUUGCCUCGCUUGAUCACACUCUUCGCACGACCUCUGAGGAUAGGCUAAUCCCCUCCCUAGUAGAGCUAUGGAUAUUCACAUUCACAAGUAUCCUACCUUACAUGCAGGCCACUUUCCUCCCAUUAGACCUGGAGUUUUCUGGCUGCGGAUCCUUAUUGACCCCCGAGCAGGCGCGCGACUUCUGGGGCGGAGUAGUCGCUAAGUCGGCCCCAAAUGCCCAGUCAGGCGCAUCAGAUGCAGAGCCUCAUUUGUUGCCAGCGUCAAGCGUUCUUGAUGUUCGAAGGCUUGUGCUGAUCUCAUACCGAGAUUCCAUGAUUCUCCCCCGAUACGAGAAACUCAAGACUAUAUUCUCCCGGCUUUCUCUCGAGCAUUUGCCAUCUUCGCUCGCCUCUCUCGCGUUAGCCUCGCCGCCUCUCUUAAAUGAUAGCGUUGCAUCCCUAUCUACUUCACCAAACGAUCCGCUAUCCGCCCGCCCUGGGACAGCCAUGUCACUAGAUCCAAGCAUCGCAAGCUAUAAUUCGACGUCGACGACAGUAUUCGGCAACGACUCGAAUCCGUCUCGGAGCCGUGCUAUCAGUAACGUAUCGUUUGGUAGUGGCGUGUCAGACGCAGCAUCUACUGGUACCGGGAGUUUUUUCAGGUCUUUCACACCGCAGACAAGAGACGGUGGCAGAGAAGUCCUAGGAAGUGUACGGGAGCAGAACGUUGAGGACAGCAAGCAGGUUACGGAAAUGGUAGGUCGCAUGCUUCAAUGCAUGAGCGUGUUGGCAAGUGUCGAAACGGGCGUCAACCCAGCCGAGACGGAUGAAGCCAGUAAGAUGGUAUCAGAGCUAGGUCGAUUGCUCAAAUUAAAUUGGCUAGGCAGGGGUCGGACUGGUAGGAACCGAAGAGGUAUGGUUGGGGGAAGAGUUAAGAGGCAGGAGAAUAAUAACUCUAUCAACUACGGUGUCCUAAGGGAAGGCAUACGCGAGGGUGUUGUGAUUUAAAUUUGGAUCUGUACGACAUGUACAUUAAGAUAUCACGAGCGAAAACAUGGCGUCUGGGCACAUAGGAUUGGUUUAAGCUGCAGGCUGCAUCGUCAGGAACAGGUUGCGAGAAACGCUUUAAACGAAAACGGUUUAUUGAUUAUGGACAUUUAAUGUCUAACAAAUUAGACUUAAAAAAAGCCCAUGAAGAAUCAGCAUACAUGUAGAGGAUACAUGUACGGAGAGUUAAAAAAAAAAAAGUUAACAAAUGCCUAGGACUUCGUUAGCGAGCGAUCCUAGAUACGGUAAAUGCUUGCUCAAUGAGAAAAUUAUAAGUGUUGUUCAGACAUCCAAGGAAGGAUUAUACCCUCAUCUGCUC
Messenger RNA from Daldinia caldariorum, 3049 nucleotides. RefSeq names its product HbrB-like protein. Gene Ontology annotation, biological process: TORC2 signaling. Gene Ontology annotation, cellular component: TORC2 complex. The record is from RefSeq and is a predicted model, not a curated record. The coding region runs from base 97 to 2691 and encodes 864 amino acids. The transcript has a single exon. NCBI's taxonomy places the organism in Eukaryota, Fungi, Ascomycota, Sordariomycetes, Xylariales, Hypoxylaceae.